Molecule: messenger RNA, 2136 nt
Organism: Mercenaria mercenaria
Lineage: Eukaryota; Metazoa; Mollusca; Bivalvia; Venerida; Veneridae
Product: hepatic lectin-like
Exons: 4
Coding region: 4-702 (232 amino acids)
Source: RefSeq, a predicted model, not a curated record
AUCAUGCUGAUUACAACUUUGUCUUUCGGUCUCUGUUACUUAUUUGUUUACGGGACAUUUUGUAAUGGCUUUGUCGGUAAUAAAGUUACGAAAUUUACAAAAUAUAAGUCGGUUAUAGAAGGGUAUAUAUGCCCAGCUGAUCACAUCAUUUUUGACUACGAAGAAAAUGUAAGUCUGGCGCGAUGUGCAUUGAAAUGUUCCAAAACGUCCAUGUGUUAUGGAGUGUUUCGCCAUAUAACUGGCAUGCGCUGUGUUGGCUGCCAGGACAGGUUUUUGACAAGUGAUACUGCACCAUUACUUAGCGGCACAGAAUAUUUCAGGCGACAGACGUACAAACUGGUUUUGAAAAGAAUGCCUUGGACAGAUGCUAAGAAUUAUUGCAACGAUCUUGGAGGAUAUUUGGCAAUCAUUACGUCACAAGAAGAGGAACAGUUCAUAGAGACAAGCGUCUUCUCCGCACAAAAUGGAAGUGUUUGGCUGGGAGCCACGACUGAUGCAAGUGCGAAAUUUUUUCUGUGGCAAGAUGGAAGCGCAGUAUCUGACGGUUACAUGAACUGGAAAGAUGGAGAACCGAUUCUGUACAAUCCUUCAAAUGACAAAGCUGAACAUUGUAUGCUUAUUCAUAAACAUACGUCGGGUGUGUGGAGAUGGAAGGCUAAGUCCUGUAGUUACAAAGUUAUCCCCUUAUGUGAAUUCGAUUGAUUUGUAUUUAUGUGUAUAUCAUGCUUUGUUAUUGCAGCCCAAUUUGAAAUGUUUUACUAUUAUGCACCCAGAAACAUUUUAGUGCAUGGAGUUGCCACCCCCUCUCCCCCUCCCAACUCCCCCUCCCUUUAUUUGCCGGUCAGUGCGCCUGUCCUUACUGAAGACUUUUUCCAGAUUACUCCUUUUACACUUUCAAGGAACUUGUCCCAAGGUUACAGAAAUAGAUCACUUAUAAAGAAACUUGCCCGCAUUUGGCAGGACAUAGAUGAGCGUUGUCCGUUUUAUUGCCCUUUUGUGUAAUGCUGUGCAUUGCGCAGUACUAAUACAAGCCUUGUCCGGAUAACUCCUUUUGAAAUUUUCAACAUUUUCUGUCAAGUCUUAUAGAUACAUAUCACUAUGAAUGUUCCUUAUCCUGUCCAGGAGUUAUAACCCUACGGAAUCUUACAGAAUGCUGCGCAUGCGUAUUGCGCAACACUCAGCUUUUUCGAAUUACUUCUCCUACAGAUUUUAACGAAUCUGGUCCAAACUUGAAGUCAUAACGCAUUUUGUCAGGGCACAAAUGUAACAUGACUGAUUCAGGGUUGUUUGUCCUUUCAUUUAUUAUCGCAUAAAAACGUAUUGCUCAGCCUUUUCAAUAAGCUUGUUUAAGUGUCUUCAAACGAUAUAUAUAUAUCCGACACUGUAAAACCAUUUAAUGCCGUGGGUACAAAAUGUGGUUUUAGCCAAAACAGCUAUUUCAUGGAGAUAUAAAUUCGUGGGUUUCUAGAUUUGAACAUUUAUGAAUGGGAAUUUAAGCAGUUCGUUUGGGGUUAGAAUUUGUGGAUUGAAAAUAAUAUCUUAAUAUCUUAAACAUCAUUGGGAAGCAUACAAUGCAAUCAUGCAAAAUUAUAGCAGACCCGAUUUGAUUGAGCCUGCUAAUGAGAGGGAAUGAAAAUUGCAAUACCUCUCAUUCUCUCUAGCGCCGGUUUAAGUGGAAUUCUGUUACACAGGUACUGAAUGACUCCAUGAUCCGGGAGAAUUUGAAGAUCUAUAAACACUGUUUUAUGGUCACCACACGGCACUUAAAGACUGCUGUUUUGAUAGUUAAUAAAUCUUAAACAAGAUCCUAUGGAAGUACAGAACACUACCAAACAAAUUUAUAGCAGACUCGAUUUGAUUCAGUUCCUGAGAGGUAAUGAAAAUUGCAACACCCCUCAUGCCCUGUAGCCCAGGCUUCAGUUGAAGUCUGUUUCACAGAUAUUGAAUGACUCCACGUCCCCAAAGAAUCAGAAAAAUGUAUUAAUACUAAACCCACGUAAGGGGAGACAUUAAACGGCCACCACAAGGAACUUAAAGGAUGCUAUUGUUAUAGCUAUAAACAUCUAUAACAAGAUCUUUUCGAAGUAUAAAACGCGACAAAGCGUAAUAAUAACAGGUUCAAUUUGACUGAGUCUG